CCAGGAUUUUGAUGAUUAACAAGGAUAUAUAUUAGUUUGGCCUUAGAUUCGUAAUUAAGGAGUCAUACAUUAUCAAUGUUAUACGUAUAAAUGUACACUUUAUACCUACAGUAUCAACCAUGGUCGACCUCACGAAUUGUGUGGCAUUAUUUCUUCUGGUUUUCGUCCCAUUCUGCGUGACGACCCCCGUUCCAGACACCGCCCCAUGUUCCUUAACAGUUUGGAAUCGAGCGACGUUUGACAACGUCACAAAAACAAAACUGAAUGUUCGGGAGGGUGCGACAGUGUCCCUCUCGUGCGAGUACCGCUGUCCCGGGGCUGAGAAAGGAAAACCACCUGAGAUUGAAUGGUUGGGACCCGGAUAUACCCGGAUAAGGUCCACAAAAGGAAGGAUAUUUGUUGAUCCGGGAGAGACGCCAAGGAUUAAGUUAUUGUAUGUCCAUUCCAUCAGCGCCGACAAUAUCGGGCUCUACACCUGUCAUGCCCGGGGUGGCCCAUCCGUACACGCAGAGCUGGACAUGGAGGUGCAGGCUAAAGAGUUCACUAACCUGGAUUUGACGAGAGGGGAGGACAGGCCGUCUGAUGAGGACAGGUUUUUACCAUAGUGACCACGCAGUUAUAGAACAACGAACAUCAAAUUCAGUUUUUUCACAAUAUUUAAAAUACAAAAGAUGUACAUGACACGUAUGUCAAUGUAUGAUUAUUUGAUCGCUCGCGCCAAACGCCACAUGUAUCAUGUAUACCGUGUAAACAAAUAAAAGUUAAGAGGGUAAAUACACCAGAUGUUCAGAAUUUGUAUGAUAAAAUUCUUAACUGUGCAUGAACAUCUCUUAGUUUUCAUUUAAUUUCGAUUGAUAUGCAUGUAUUGUCUCGAUAUCAAUUUGGAAACAUGUUCGGAAUUCGUUGUUCGCUUCGCGAGUAGCUAUAUCCGGUGUACGAUGAAUAGACGUGGUGUUGUGGAGUAUAUCAUACACUGUGUUUCGCUUCAGCACUAGCACGUGUUUCUUCGAUAUGUAGAAGCAUAGGAAACGCAGAUAAAUGGCUACCUGUGACGUUUUGGUGUCUAGUAAGAAAUGUACUAUUUUGCAUUUAUCAAAUAACUGACGAGUACAAUCACAGAACUUUAUUUUUAUCUCAACAAGGCCUUGUCAAAGAUUAAAUGUUAGAUUUUA
Molecule: messenger RNA, 1172 nt
Organism: Pecten maximus
Lineage: Eukaryota; Metazoa; Mollusca; Bivalvia; Pectinida; Pectinidae
Exons: 4
Coding region: 120-605 (161 amino acids)
Source: RefSeq, a predicted model, not a curated record